AGGCGACACGUUUCGAUGCAGUUUGUGGUGCGUAGAAAUGACUGCGGAGUGAGAGCUCGCUGCUAUGACGAUCUCCGGUCUCCUUCUGUAUGCAUGGCGGGAUUUAUCCGGUGUGUUGUUGUGAAGAAGACAUUUCACAUUUUCAGCAACUCUGUGCGGAGGUUCUUUGCAGUUGACACUCGAUGGUUCCAGUCUGUGAGAGGAAGAGCACCAGCCGGCAAAUUCUGGAUUAACGUUAUAUCUUUUUCACACUUAGCUACAGGAUCCACGAUGAGUAAGAAGCUGCUGGUGGAUGUAGACUGUGGAACUGAUGAUGCUCAGGCCAUCAUGUUGGCGCUGGCCGCCCCCAAUGUGCAGAUCCUGGGUAUCACCUGCGUGCAUGGAAACACCACAGUGGAGAACGUGUGUAAGAACAGCCUGCGGGUUCUGCAAGCCUGCAAUAAACUCGAGAUUCCAGUGUUUAAAGGUGCAGCUAAGCCUAUCCUCGGGAUCAGCAUUAGUGCAGGAGACUUCCACGGGCAGGACGGGCUAGGAGACGCUCCUGACUCCAACGCUCCUGGUCUGGACCUGGUUCAGAAGGAGAGCGCUGUGUCAGCUAUGAUUAGGAUUGUCAAUGAGAACCCAGGACAGGUAUCUCUGGUUGCAACAGCACCCCUUACCAACCUGGCUCUGGCUGUGAGGAUGGAUCCAUCUCUACCGAGCAAACUCCGGGGGCUCUACAUCAUGGGAGGCAACACUGAAUCUCGAGGGAACACUACAGUGUGCGCAGAGUUCAAUUUUGCUGCUGAUCCAGAAGCUGCGUACAUUGUACUGAACGGCUACGAGUGUCCCACCUACUUGGCCUGCUGGGAGUUUACCUGCCACAGCAAGCUGUCCUGGGAGUUUUGCAACGAAUGGUUGGCGCAAGACACUGAUAAAGCUCGCUUUAUGUCACGGAUCUUCCGGUACAGCAUGGAGGUAUCACAAAAUGAACGCUUCCAGAAAGAGCUUGUCGCCGGUACAGGUUUUAUUUCCUGUGACUCAUACGCCAUGGCAGCUGCCGUAGACGAUGCUUUCAUCACAGAAAGCGACAGUUACCCAGUUAGCGUGGAGCUGACGGGCACACACACCAGAGGCAUGAUGAUAGUGGAUACGAUAGGCUUCCUGAAGAAGACUCACAAAGCUUUUAUCAUGAAGAAGGUGGACAUGGAGAAGUUCAAGCAGAUGAUGAUUGCUGCUUUAAAAUAGCAGUUCUGAAUAAUAUAAGGAGGUAUUAGUGACCACCAUGUCAAUUUUUCUGUCCACAUUUUGGUGCAGUAUGAUUUUCUGAAGAGUUGAUACUCACAUUUCUCUAUUUCUAAAAACAUUCUAUAUAUAACAAAUAGACCAUUGUGGCACUGUGCAACUAACAGCAAACUGUAAUUUCACACUGUAUAGCAGGAAAGAUUGGUGCUGAAAUAUUAAUGCUUAUGGAAGACUUACUACAGUAUCUUUAUACCUCCAUUGUAUGACACCAUUACAGUUUUUCUAGUGAACUACAAAGCUCGUUUCAUUCAUGUAUUUUAAUGAUGGAACCUCAUUAAAACUUUAAUAGAAACUCU
Molecule: messenger RNA, 1580 nt
Organism: Micropterus salmoides (largemouth bass)
Lineage: Eukaryota; Metazoa; Chordata; Actinopteri; Centrarchiformes; Centrarchidae
Exons: 7
Coding region: 16-1227 (403 amino acids)
Molecular function (GO): hydrolase activity, hydrolyzing N-glycosyl compounds
Source: RefSeq, a predicted model, not a curated record